This is a messenger RNA of Symbiodinium natans, 1425 nucleotides long. The record is from the annotation of a GenBank genome assembly. NCBI's taxonomy places the organism in Eukaryota, Dinophyceae, Suessiales, Symbiodiniaceae.
AUGGCGAGUCCUACAGUGGUGCACAAGGUCCAAAGCUUCAAAGAAUGGCUGAAGACCAGCUUUUCUGUCGACCUUGAGGAUCUGGGGGUGGAACUUCGCUGCGACCGGUUCGGCGGAAUCGGGGUCUUUGCGUGUCGCCGCCUUGGUCCAGGGGAUGCCUUGGUGAGGAUCCCGCUGAAAGCUAUCCUCCACGCCGCCCAAGUCCGGAAGUCUACAUUCGGUGCAAAGGUGCUGGCGGUGAUUCCCGAAAUUCGGGGCGAGGAGCUGCUGUGGUUGUACAUGAUCUGGGGUCGGGAGGAGCCUGAAUUGUGCGGCUGGUAUCCCUACCUGCAGAUCCUACCGGCAAGUGAUCCGCUGAGCUGGUACACGAAUGAGGAAGCGCUACAGUGGCUCGUAGGCACGCCGCUGCUAGAGGAAGCGCGGCAGGCGGUGAAGGACGAAAGGGAGAGCCAUCGCAACCUGCUGGGCAAGCUUCAAGAAGCAGAUCCAGACUUUUUCGCCUCAGAGCGUUUCAGCUACGAGGCGUGGCGAUGGGCAAGGUCAUGCUACGUCUCCCGCGCCUUCGACCGUGUGGCUUUUGACAUGUCGGAUGGGGACUGGGACUCCGAUGGCCUCUCCCCUCUACUGGAUUCUCUGAACCACCGGCCUGAUGCGGAAGUAGAGGCCCGCUUCGACCAGGAUGGGGCACGCCUCUUGCUUCCAGCUGGAGCCGUUGGCUACGAGCCGGGAGAAGAGGUGCUGCACCUGUACCAGAGAGACUGUGAAAACAGCAGGCUUCUGACACACUACGGCUUCUCUUUCUUUGCAAACACCCACGACUCGGUGCGGGAAGUCACGUUCCACCUCCGCCCCGAGUUGGUACCACAACGGCUAAAGGCAGUUUCCUCAGCCAUGCCAGAGCUGGAGGCGCGUUCUUCUGGAGAUGCCAUCUGCAUCCACCUAACCCAGGGCUUGACGCUGCAAACAGCGGAGACGCCGCUGCAGCUCCUUAGGGCCGCAUCGCUGUUGCGAUCUGGUCGUGACUUCCAGGAGCAGCAGGCAAGCUGCAUGGAAAAAGCUCGUGCUUGCCGCUGGAUAAGCAUGGCGCUUUGCAAGAUGCUGGAUGGGAUGGAGGCCUUCUCCAAAGGUGCCAAGAGCUCCAGAACAUCCGCGCUGGUUCUUUUGGGCCGGCGUGGGCGGCUCGGUCGCUUCGCGCUGUCCGAAAAGGCCCGGCAGCUGCAGGAAGCCAGGCCGAAGGCAAAGAUCAUUACACUUCCGCGGAGUGCGGACUCACGAGCUACGGCACUCUAUGCCACGACGGUAUACUGCAUUCUCAGAAAGAAUGCAGAUGUCGCCGAGCAGUCUGCGGAGAUGGCGAUCUUGGCAGCUCGGAUGGAGCGACACAAUCGUGAGAACCCGGAACGGAACGACUGUGAGGGCGCCUGA